AUGGCCUCCGCUUCAGCUACUGGCAAGCUUUCUAGAGAGGAGUUCAGGCGGCAGAAAGAUCUCGACGCAGCACGGAAAGCUGGUACUGCUCCGGCAGCUCUUGAUGAAGAGGGAAAGCCCAUCAACCCCCAUAUUCCCCAAUACAUCGCCCAAGCACCGUGGUAUCUCGACACUGGCGCACCCUCACUCAGCCACCAACGUAUCCCUGAAUACGACCGCUCCGCGGACAAGCUCGACAACUGGUACGACCGCGGUGCGAAGGCGGGGCCUGCUGCGAAGAAGUACCGUAAAGGCGCGUGCGAGAACUGUGGGGCGGUGACACACAAGAAAGCGGACUGCCUCGAGCGGCCACGCAAGAAGGGCGCGAAAUUCACGAACCGCGACAUCGCGCCGGACGAGGUGAUCCAGGACGUCGCGAGCGGGUACGACGCGAAACGCGACCGCUGGAACGGGUACGACCCGGGCCAGCACCGGCAUGUGUACGACGAGUACGAGGCAGUUGAGGCGGAGCGGCAGCGACUGCGCGAGGAGGAGAUCGACAAGCGCACGACGACGGACCUCGCGGCCGUGCGGGCGAUCGCGAAGGCAGGAAAGGAGAAGAGCGAGGGGCGGGACGACGACUUUGGGAGCAGUGAGGACGAGGAUGAGGACACGGACAAGUAUGCGGAUGCGGCGGACGCGGUGGGCCAGAAGCUGGACACGAAGACGCGCAUUACAGUGCGGAACCUGCGUAUCCGUGAGGACACGGCGAAGUACCUCAUCAACUUGGACCCGUCGAGUGCAUACUACGAUCCAAAGACUCGCUCUAUGCGUGAUAACCCGCUCAAGAACGUCCCAGUGGAGGAGGCGAGAUUCACGGGCGACAACUUCCUGCGCUACUCUGGAGAGGCCCCGGAAGUGCAGAAACUACAGCUCUUCGCGUGGAACGCCGCACAACGAGGAAAUGACGUCCAUAUCAAUGCUCUCCCCACACAAGGGCAGCUCCUGCACAAAGAGUAUAACAAAAAGAAGGACGAGCUCAAGGACACGACGAAAGUCAGCAUCCUCGCCAAGUACGGUGGUGAGGAGUACCUGGAGAAGGCGCCGAAGGAGCUGCUCCAUGGACAAACCGAGGAGUACGUUGAGUACUCGAGGACGGGUCAGGUCAUCAAGGGCAAGGAGCGGGCCAAGGUUAAGUCCAAGUACGCCGAAGAUGUCUACGUAAACAACCACACCGAGGUCUGGGGCUCGUGGUACGACAUGGUGACAGGCUCAUGGGGCUACGCAUGCUGCCGCUCGUCCAUUCACAUGUCCUACUGUACCGGCGAAGCCGGUAUCAAGGCCUCGGAGGAGUCCAGCGCGAAGCACCUUCUGCAGGCGGCCGCUACUUCGUCUAUGCCGCCACCUCCUCCACCACCCGUCGCGGAUAGCGUAGACGACCGCAAGAAGAAGGCGGAGGAGCUCUUCUCGAAGAAACGUCUCGGCGAGGGCGACCUCGCUCUCGACAAGAGCAAGCUUGCCCAGGCGAUUACCGACGAGCGGAAACGGAAAGCGAAGGGUGGGGAGGACGACGAUCGAUUCGGGAAGAAGCAGAAGAGCUAUGAGGUCUCGGAGGAAGAGCUCGAGGCUUACCGAAUGAACCGCCGAAUGACGGAGGACCCGAUGGCGAAUUAUGUGGACACGGAGCUUUGAGAUGGACAUUUGUACUACUACGCAUGCUGCUGUACCCUACCCCACUUGUUUUUCUGUUAUUCCGACGCUUGUCGUCGCUGUGCCUGUGGUCC
Messenger RNA from Trametes versicolor FP-101664 SS1, 1763 nucleotides. RefSeq names its product pre-mRNA-splicing factor SLU7. Gene Ontology annotation, molecular function: pre-mRNA 3'-splice site binding. Bases 1 to 1671 code for a protein of 556 amino acids. Gene Ontology annotation, cellular component: spliceosomal complex. Lineage: Eukaryota; Fungi; Basidiomycota; Agaricomycetes; Polyporales; Polyporaceae. The record is from RefSeq and is a predicted model, not a curated record. The transcript is spliced from 6 exons. Gene Ontology annotation, biological process: mRNA splicing, via spliceosome.